This is a messenger RNA of Microplitis mediator, 1281 nucleotides long. RefSeq names its product prion-like-(Q/N-rich) domain-bearing protein 25. The transcript has 5 exons. The coding region runs from base 78 to 1205 and encodes 375 amino acids. The record is from RefSeq and is a predicted model, not a curated record. Lineage: Eukaryota; Metazoa; Arthropoda; Insecta; Hymenoptera; Braconidae.
UAUUUUGAACCAUCAACAGUUUGAUAGAGAAACAAACAAGUAUUUUAUAAUUUUUAACUAUUUUAGUAACAAUUAAAAUGAAAAAAAAAGUUAUUAUUCUUUUAAAUUUAUUACUUUUUAUUGAUUUACUGUCAUUGGCAAUUUCUUUGGAUAAUGAUAAUUCCAAUGAUAAAACUGAAAAUCAUAGGAUAUACUCCAUUGAAGACAUUGAUAAAAAUUGUACAACUGAUGAUAAUUGUAGUCAUUUAAAUAAUACCGAAUGUCAUAUGAAUGAAUGUCAAUGUAAAUCAAACUAUAUUGAAAGAGAAGGCAUCUGUGUUGAUCCUAUUGGUUUAAUUUGUUAUAAAAAUUAUGAUUGUGGAGGUGAUAAAGUCGCUUGCUUACUUGGAACUUGUCAAUUAAUAGAAACAUUUUUUUCACCAGAAAAUAAAAAAAAUAGUGAUUUAUAUUCUCCAAAAAUUAUGGGUGAUUAUUGUGUAAACGAUGAUCAAUGUAGUGCGUUAAAUAAUACAAAAUGUACGGAAGACGGAUGCAGAUGUUCAGGAAAUUUUUUCGAAAUAGAUAAUAAGUGCGUUGAACUUAAUGGCGAGUUAAAAUGUUCUAAUCAUGAUGAAUGUAAAGGAAAAGCCCGUUGCUUAUUUGGAACUUGUCAAUCAAUACUAAAAUUUUUUUCACGAAAAAAUAAACACCGAAAUUCUUUAUAUUCUGCACAGAAUAUCGAUGAUAAUUGUUUACGUGAAAAUCAUUGUCAUAAUAUUCCUUUUACAAAAUGUUGGCACUACAGAUGUAUAUGUUCUGAUAAUUACGUGAGCGAAGGAAAUAAAUGUUUAGGAAAAUUAAACGCACCUUGUAGAAUCGAUCAUGAUUGUGCUAACAAUGAUCUCGAAGAAGUGGGAUGUGUAUUGAAUACUUGUCAAUUGCUGUCUGAAUUUUUUUCACCAUCAAAUGCACCAAAUAUUUCUUAUUAUUUUAAGAUUAAGUCACAACAUUUUGAUUAUUGCCGAAACGAUUAUGAUUGCCGGUACUUACAGUUCACAGAAUGUUCUAAUUCUCGGUGUGAAUGUCGUGAAAAUUAUACAAAAAAAGAUCGUAAAUGUCGAGGACUUUUGAAUGCUAAAUGUUAUAUUAAUUCUGAUUGUGCCAUGGAUGAUACUGUAUGCCAAGAUGGCACUUGUCAAUGGUCACCAAUGUAUUAUUCAGUUUAAAAAGUUGUAAUCUAUGUUUAUUUUUUAAAAAUAAAUAUCACAGACAUUAACCCAACAAUUCAUUAUUUAAUUAUUU